AUGAUGCUAAUGCCCGCCAUGUUCAGCUUCAGCUAUCCCACUGGCGAGCCGCAGACGCCCACGAGGACGCCGUCGACUGCGGUGCUCGACUCCUUUACCACCCCCAAGCUCGAGUCGAGUUUCUUCGAUCCCCGGGUCACCUGGGAUACCGCCGACCCCUAUGCCUCCAGCCCCGAAUUCCUGCGCUCGCCGCAGAAGCUGGGCCUCCAAACCGAGCAGACCGACACCGCCAGACGCAUUCGCCCUGUGAAACCCCUGGCCCCCGUCAGCGAAGACGAAUAUGAGCCGCGCACAGUCGACUCGGCCAAGUCCGCCGCUUCCAUGCAGACGCCGCCGCCCACCAGUGCCUCGCGGAGGAAAAUCCCAGAUUUCGAGCCCGUCAACGCAGGUGCCGGGAGGGGCACUACCCCACGGCUAGGAGGACAUCUCGAGACCCCCAGCCGCUUGCUGGGGACCUCACCACGGCUAUUUGGCAACCUUCAAGCCUCGCCCGAUCUCUUCGGACUAGCCUCAUUGGAUGCGUCAGGCUCGCCCUUCUUCCCUCAGCAGCGACUCUUCUGGGACCAAGACCAGGAUCAGGACCAGGUCUCGACUGAUAUUCCGCUGCCUAGCACCAAUCCUCCCCACCAGACAGGGAGAUCGGCCGCCCAUCUGCCUCCUUCGUUAAACAAUACGCAUAUCCCUCAAUUGCCUGCUAUCGAUGGGUCAAUGGACGUGCCCGACUUUCAUGGCGGCUUUGGCAUCUCGGCAGCGCCGCCAACGGAUGCGGCAUUGUUCCCUGCGCCCUUUUCGACCUCACCUCGAGUCCCCAUCGCCAAGGCAGAGGAUCCGGCCAUGUUUCUGAGCUCUCCCGCCCGCCGAUUUGGAGGGCCUCGGCUCAGUCCAGAACAAAGACCUCUCCACGGGAUCAGACAGCCGUAUCACCACCAAACCCAAGAAUUCAAGCGUGAGGAGCUGCGACGUGCGCUGGGCCAACCACCGGCUGCGAGGUCAUUCGAGAACCUCUCGGAGGAGGAUGAGGAGUACACACCACGAGGGAGACGACCGGGAUUGGCUCGAAGUGCUACUCAUACAGCCAUCACGAGCUCUGCGGCCCGGCCGCUUAGCCAAGCGGGCAGCAUUCGGGCGUCAACAAGUGGCAUUCGGAAGAGCCCCUCGAAAGGACGGGCGUCUGGCCGGUCUUCUCCAGUCAAAACCAUGCGUCCAGUGCCUCUUAGUCGGUCGAACUCGGUUGCCGCAGGUCUUCCCACUCGCUCACAGUCCGUGGUGCUUCGCAUUGGCUCCGAUGGCCGCGCCAAGGCAGAAAUGAAGCCUGUGGACCAGAACCCGACAGGUUUAACUGAUCCUUUGACCGGCAUGGACCUCGAUGGCUCUGCUACCGAGAGUGAAGCGGAUCCGGCUGAAUAUUCAGAAUAUCCUGUUCUUCCCCGAUCACAAUCAUCUUUUUCUCUUUUCGAGGGCGCGCGGCGGCCUUUGUCGCGAAGUGAUUCCGGCUCCCGGCCUCCCUCAAAAGGAUCAUAUACUUCCACCGUGGUCUCGUCCCAUUCGGGCCGCAUGUCUCCUUGGGCUGGCUCCUCACGGGGAGCGAACGGCCGAACUACCUACCGGGGAUCGCCAGAGGCUGUAAAGCGAACCCCGAAGCGGCACUCUUCGCUGCUGCACUCCGAUGCUACAUAUACUAGAGGCAGUGUUGCCUCGCAGGCUCUACCCGGUGACCCCUAUGAUUCAGAUAGCGGCGAUGCGCAACAUGCUCUCCGUCAAGUGCUCAAGGAGCGCGGACGAGGCACGAGUAGGCCGUCGACUGGCGGGUAUGGAACACGUACAAUGCCGCGAUCCUCACAUACGUUCGCCAACUUGCGUUCAUCGCCCCCACGCCUCCACAGUGAUUUCGAUCUACACACCCGUCAAUCCAACCCUUCUCCGACUACCCUCACGGAUCCCGACCUGGCUACUCCGAGCACCGACCGCCAUAGCAACCCAAGCAACGGGACACGCUGUAUCUGCCGAUCUAUGGACAAUGGCGGCCAUCUCAUGAUUCAAUGUGAAUCAUGUACCCACUGGCUACAUACCAAAUGUGUCGGACUGGAGCGUUCCAACCUGCCGUCGUUCUAUGUCUGUGUCUUCUGCGAUCAAACGCCGUCUCGACAGAACCGGGUCCGAUCAAGCUACGGAGGCGGCCCGCCAUCCCCUCUGGCACACAAGUCGUUUCGAUUCCGGUAG
Molecule: messenger RNA, 2220 nt
Organism: Penicillium argentinense
Lineage: Eukaryota; Fungi; Ascomycota; Eurotiomycetes; Eurotiales; Aspergillaceae
Product: PHD finger domain protein
Exons: 2
Coding region: 1-2220 (739 amino acids)
Source: RefSeq, a predicted model, not a curated record